This is a messenger RNA of Penicillium paradoxum, 1245 nucleotides long. Its product is annotated as Gfo/Idh/MocA family protein. Gene Ontology annotation, biological process: NADPH regeneration. Gene Ontology annotation, molecular function: nucleotide binding; oxidoreductase activity. NCBI's taxonomy places the organism in Eukaryota, Fungi, Ascomycota, Eurotiomycetes, Eurotiales, Aspergillaceae. The transcript has a single exon. The record is from RefSeq and is a predicted model, not a curated record. Gene Ontology annotation, cellular component: cytoplasm. Bases 1 to 1245 code for a protein of 414 amino acids.
AUGGUCACCCCUGUCCUGCGCCUGGGCAUCCUCGGCGCCACAAACGCCGUCCAAGCCACCUACCUCCCGGUCCUGCAGUCCCUCAAAACACACUUCACCCUCACAGCCAUCUACGACCCCAACGAAGAGGUCGCAAAGCAAUGUCAAUCCCGCUUCGAUAUCACACACAGCACCACAAUCGCCGAGGAUGUCCUUCGCCAUAAAGAAGUGGACGUGGUCCUCAACCUACUCCCAAUGGAAUACCACGAGCAAUACACCGUGAUAGCCCUCGAAGCCGGCAAAAACGUAAUGGUCGAAGUCCCACUCACAAUGAGCGUCCCAAGCCUACGCCGCAUCCGCGACGCAAUCAAAAAGGGCAAAGCCACACGAUCCCUCGACGGCAUCAACGAAUCCGAAGGCCCAAAGGUCUUCGUCGGAUGUGCGCGCCGCUACGCCCCAUGCUUCACAGAAGUCUUCAAGAAGGAGCUCGCCAAUAUAGGCCGGGUGUACUACGCGCGCUGUCGACACAUCGCCGGUCCCAUGAACAGCAUCCGGUCACCAUCAUCGAAGGAUAUUAUCCCGCCGAUGAAAGCACAAAAUAACCCGGAACAGUUCCGCGCGCUGCUGGAAGAUGUCUUCGGGACUGAGGACGAGCUCACUCCGGACAGGAUAGCCUUUUGUCGGUACCUGGGAAUGCUGGGUUGUCAUGAUCUUUCGGUGAUGCGUGAGUCCCUGGGUUUCCCAGAUGCAGUGUCGAACGUCGCAAUCACAGAUCCUUUCUACUCUGCUAUCUUCCACUACACGAAUUCCGAGAAGGGCGAUAAACACCCGUUCACCCUGCUUUACGAGGCGGGCGUUGAUGCCAUUCCCCGAUGUGAUGCUCAUUUAACCGUUUAUGGAGCGCAUAAGACCCUCACCGUUGAAUACGAUUUCCCUCGUCCAGGUGAGAAGAUCAGCACGGGCACUUAUGUGCGGGUUAUCGUUGAGGAAGCGGAUGAGAACGUGGAUGUUGAUAAGGUUAAUGACAACCAGAUCAACGAGACGGAGAAUGCUGUCCCCCAUCCCCGAGUGAAGAGGACUGAGACUGUUAGUACCUGCGACGAGGCAUAUGAGCACGAAUUCUUGGCUCUGCAUUCGUAUCUCGUUGGUGGGCAAUUGGCGGCGAAGACGACGACUGAGGAUGCUGUGAUGGAUCUGAGACUGCUGCUCAUGAUCUUUGAGCAAUAUAACCGGCAAUGUGGUACCAUCAGCACUCCACUGGGUUGA